Equus quagga is the source of this 3577-nucleotide messenger RNA. Its product is annotated as collagen alpha-2(I) chain. The coding region runs from base 40 to 3576 and encodes 1178 amino acids. The transcript has a single exon. Lineage: Eukaryota; Metazoa; Chordata; Mammalia; Perissodactyla; Equidae. The record is from RefSeq and is a predicted model, not a curated record.
UGUGGGGAGCAGCCGUAGGAGCAGGGGCCGGGACGGGCAAUGCCCUGGGGCUGCGUUGGGGAAGACGAGGAUUGUGCUCGAGCUAUGAGCAGGGCGACUGGCCGCGGGGUGCCCGGGCUGCGUGGGGCCGAACUGGCGGCGGAGCGGCCGGGCCGCUGUGUGGGGCCCAGCAGGUCGGGGCGCGGAGUUCGGCGGCCAUGGGGGAAGCGCUGGGGCGCAGGGUCGUCCCGAGGCAGUGGAGCGCGGCGCCAGGCGAGGUCCUCGGUAUGGGAGACGAGCUGUGUGAGUGCAGAAAGGCUGCAGGACUGUCGGCGGCCAUGGGGGAGAAGACGAGCCGAAGAGACAGCCGAGGCCGCGGGCGCGAACGCGGCCUCCGGGACACCUGCCACUGCAGGCUCGACUGAGGCUGCAGGGGACCCUGGGACGGUGUGGGUGAACGGGGCCGUGGGGGAACCGCAGGUGGUGGGGCCUGCCGGGUCUGUGUGGGUGACUGGCACUGGGGAGGAGGAGGAGACAGUGUAUCGGAGUCCCCGGUGCUGUGAGAGAAAAGGUCGUCCGGGAUCUAUGGGGCAUGAGAGCAUUCUGGAAUUGUGGUUGAAGGUGCAGGCUAUGAGGGCGGCUUCGGGAUGUGGGGAAGGAAGCAGAGUCGAGCUUCAUCCUGUGCCUGCAGGAGGGGGACCAGUUGAAAGGGGUGUUCCUGGCCGGGCUUCAUGGGUGGAGACCAGCCGCGUGGGUCUCACAGGACCGUGGGUGAAAGGACAGGCCGGGGCAGUCCCCCGGGCCACAGGAGUAUCUACAGCUGCAGGCCUAGGGGCAGGUUGUGAGAGGACCUCAGGCUCGUGUGGGCAAGGACAGGCUGUGAGGGUGCUUCCUGUGGGUGUUCCUGGGACUCUGGAGACAAGCUCAGGGGUUGCCCCGCACCUGCUGGGGAGAGGACAAGCGGUGGGGGUGCCUGGGGCUGGAGAGAAGGUAGGCUAUGGGGUUGCCCCAGGUCCUUGGGGAAAAGGACCCACUAUGGGGGUGCCUGGGGCCAUGGAGUGGCCUGAGGCUGUGGAGGUACCCAGAGCUGUAGAGGGAGGGAUAGGCUAUGGGGGUGCUCCGGGUCUGUGGGAGAGAGGGCAGUCAGUCCAGGUGCCUGGGGCUCCGGCUCAAGAGGCAGCCUGUGGCGAUACCCCAGGCUUAUGGGGAAGGGGACAGGCUGCGGGGGUGCCUGAUGCUGUGGAGGAAGAAACUAUCUCUGUGGGUGCCCCAGGCAUGUGGCGGAGGAGACUAGCUGUGGAGGAGACAGGCCCUGGGGGUAUUCCUGGCCUGUGGGGUAGUACUCCACAGCCUGUAGGAGUGCCUUGUGCUAUUGAAGAGGAAGCUAGAUUUGGGGGUGAUCCAGGAUUCAGGGAAAGGGGACAGGCUGUGUGGGUAGAGACAGGCUCUGGAGGUGACCCAGGAUCAUGGGAAGCUGCACAGACUGCAGAGGUAUCUGCUCCUGAGGAGCAUGAGGCAGGGCCUGGGGGUGCUCCAGGCCUUUGGGGUGUAGGGCAGGCGAUGGGAGUACCUAGGGCUUUGGGGAAGGAGACAGGCUGUGGGACUGUCCCCAGGCUGUGGGAGACAGAACAGCCUGUGGGGGUGUCCCAGGCGGUGGUGGUACCGGGAGCUGUGGGAGAGCAGACAAGCUGGGAUGGCGGUAUCCCAGGCCUGUGGGGUAGGCAGCAGGCUCUGGGGGUGCCUGUGGCUGAUGUAGUGCCGGGGGUUGUUGGGGAGGAGACUUGCUGUGGGAAUGUCCCGAGUCUGUGGGAGAGGAGGCAGACUAUGGGGGAGCAAGGGGCUCUGGUGCCUACAGUUUUAGGGGUACCUGGGCCUGUGGAUCAAGAGACUGCCUACGGGGAUGUUUCAUGUCUGUGCAGGAGGAGACAGGCUGUGGGGUUGUCUGAGACAGUGGGGAUACCUGAGGCAGCAGGUGUGCCCAAGCACAGGUGUGCCCCAGCAGGAGUACCGUCAGCUAUGGGUGUGCCUGGGUCUGGAAGAGUGCCUGCCAGGGCACCUGCUGCUGUGUGGGUGUCUGGCCCUAUGUGUCAGGAAAGCAGUUCUAGAGAUGUCUUGAACCUGUGGGAAAGGAUUCAUACUGCUGGGAUACCCAUGGCUUCAGGGGUCCCUGUGGCUCCUGAGGAGCUGUGGUCUGUGGGAGAGGAUCCUGGUUCUGUGGCUUUUCCAGAAUCAUGGGCAAGGAGACAGGUUAUUGGAAUUCCUGGGACUGACAGGGUUUCUGUAGCCCCUGAGGUACCUGGGCCUGUGGGGGAGGAGACUGGCUCCGGGGGUGUCCUGAGAUCUUGGGGAAGGAGACAGAGUGCCAGGGUUCCUAUGGCUGCUGAGGAGCCCACGGCUCCUAGAGUGGCUGGUCCUCUGGGGGUGGAGACUGGCUCUGGGGGGUUCUCAUGCUUGCCAGGAAGGAGACAGAAUGCAGGAGUGCCUGUGGCUGCAGGGCUGUCCACCGCUGGUGGGGUGCUGGUGGCUCCCAGGGCACCUAGGUGUUUACGGGAGGAGACUGGGUCUAGAGGUGUCUCAGGUUUAUGGGGAGAGAGAGAGACAGUGCGAGGACUGGCAGAUGGCAAGGGUCACACAGGGAUGGGGAUGCCCACCACUGCCAGGAUGCCUGGGCCCAUGGGGGAAAAGAUGGGCCCUGGGGGCAUCUCAGGCUUGUCUGGAGGGAGAGAGACUGCAGGGGUAUCCAUGGCUGUGGGGCUGCGCACAGCCACGGAGGUGCCUGGGCCAAGCAGGGAGGAGACAGUCUCUGGAGGUCUCUUGGGCUUAUCGAGAAGGAAACAGAUUGCUGAGAUGCCUGUGGCUGCUAGAGUUUCCAUGGCUAUGGGAGUGCCCACAGCUGCUGGGGUCCCUGGGCCCAUGGUGGGUGAUACCAGCUCUGGGGAUGUCUCAGCUGUAUGGGGAAGGAGGUCAGCAACUGAGGUGUCCGCUGCUGCCCGGGCUCCAGGACCUGUGGAUGGGGAGAUCGGCUCUGAAGGUGUCUCAAGCCUGCGUAGAAGGAGACCCGAUGGAACAGUCCCUGAGGCUGUGGGGGUACCUCUGUCUUUGGGAGUGCUUGCAGCUGUAGGAGUCCCCAUGGCAGGGCGUGUGCCUGCUGCAGUGUGGGUGACUGGGUCUGCAGGCGAAGAAAUGAAUGCGGCUGUCUCAGGCCUCACAGUGGUGAGGAGUCAGUCCAUAGAGGGACCUGGGCCUUCAGGGGAGGAGACAGGAGGCGGAAGUAGCCUGGGACUGACGGGGAGGAGCCGGGCCGUGGGGGUAUCUUACACAUGUGGACGUGGGACCAGGUUAUGGAGCUGCCCAAGAUCUGUGGGGGAAGGAGCAGACUAUGAAGAUGUGCCAGAAGUGUCAAGGACAAGAAGGACUAGGGGAGUGAAUGAAGCUGCGGAAGUGCCGCCAGUUUCAAGUGAGGAAACGGACAUUGGCCGUUUCAGAGAUCAUUUACAGCAGAGUGGGAGGAGACAGACCGGAGGAGUUGGAGUGAGGGGGAGCAAUCUGGGAGAAAAUUAUGUCGGGGAGGACAGAUUGAGGGGAAUGUUCCAGUAGU